Messenger RNA from Postia placenta MAD-698-R-SB12, 937 nucleotides. RefSeq lists its product as hypothetical. The record is from RefSeq and is a predicted model, not a curated record. Lineage: Eukaryota; Fungi; Basidiomycota; Agaricomycetes; Polyporales; Adustoporiaceae. The transcript has 6 exons. The coding region runs from base 1 to 843 and encodes 280 amino acids. Gene Ontology annotation, molecular function: oxidoreductase activity, acting on the CH-OH group of donors, NAD or NADP as acceptor.
AUGUCGUUCGCAUCACCCGUCAAGGCUGCACUCGGGCGCAUCGCAUUCGUGACUGGCGCGGGGCAGGGUAUUGGUCGUGCCAUCGCGUGUCGUCUUGCGCGCGAUGGGUACGACAUCUCCAUCGCCGAUAUCCCCCCUGCGAAGGCGAGGGUUGACGAUGUCAUCAAGGAGAUCGAGUCGUACGGCAGGAAGGCCAUCAGCGUCUACGCUGGUACGUACCGGCCUCUUGCAUGCGAGUCUAGUGAUAUGAGGGAUGCAAAGCAGAUCUACGCGGCCCUCGAUGAAACCGUAGACAAACUAGGACCGAGGCUCUUCGUCAGCGUUGCAAAUGCAGGUGUCACGCAAGUCAAACCUCUGCUCGAAUGCACGCCUGAGUUCAUCGAGAACGAAGUGAGGCUCAACGUGCUUGGCCUGAUGAACACGUACAUCGCAGCAGCCAAGCAGAUGGUGAAGCAAGGUUUCGGCGGCCGUGUCAUUGGCGCGGGUUCGAUCGCGUCCUACCGUACAGCAGCGAAUCUCGCCCCAUACGGCGCAACCAAGUUCGCUGUUCGUGGCUUCACGGAGGCCGCAGCAAAGGAGUGGGCGCAGUAUGGCAUUCGAGUGAACGCAUACGGCCCUGGCAUUGUCGACACUCCGAUGUGGGACCACAUUGAUGCUGAGCUCGCGAAGAUCGAGGGCAUCAGCCAGGGCGAGGCAAAGGCGAAGCGGGUGAAAAACGACAUCCUGCUCGGGCGUAUACAGGAGCCCGAGGACGUCGCUAAGCUUGUCUCGUUCCUUGCGUCGGAGGAGGCGGAGUACAUCACCGGCCAGACGAUCAAGACGUGCGGUGGCGCGUCGCUAUAGAUGUUUAGAUGUUUCCUUUCGGGAUGAUAUGACAGUGAUACGUUACACGUUGCUUUGUGGCAUCGCAUGAAUAGAAUUGGGUCAUCGCUUGGUU